Drosophila novamexicana is the source of this 2328-nucleotide messenger RNA. RefSeq names its product traB domain-containing protein. The record is from RefSeq and is a predicted model, not a curated record. The coding region runs from base 470 to 2173 and encodes 567 amino acids. Lineage: Eukaryota; Metazoa; Arthropoda; Insecta; Diptera; Drosophilidae. The transcript is spliced from 5 exons.
UGCACGCUAGCAAGAAGAAGCGAACGCUCUAGCUCAGUUUGCCACAAUCACAAUUUCAUUCUUUAGUUUUUUGGGUUUUCCGUUACAAACAACACAAGAAAUUACAAAAACUAUCAAAUGCUAAACAAAAGUAGGCCGAAAUACACGCAGCUGCAAAAGUUUUACGUCAAUUAAAGGUCUGUGCGCAUCAAUAUACAACGUUCAGUUAUUUACCGAAAACGGUACUCACCACAACAACAACUGAUGUCCGACCAACGUACACACACAAAUAAUAUACAUACAAAAGAUACGUAGAUACGUGGGUGAAGCGACAGCAAAACAAACUGAAACCGAAUUUUUAAACUGUAACCGAUUCUUCCAAGUCACCAGCUGUGCACACAGCUCUACGUCACCCACACACACACACACGCAUAUUUGUAUAAAUAUAUAUAUCCAUAUAUAUAUAUACACAACCACCGAUUGUGCACAUAUGGAUUUAUCAGCAUCAACUUCAAGUGACUCGACAAUGGGUACUCCGGAGCAGAAGAGCAAAUCGUAUAUUGGCGAUAGCACGUUCUAUGACAGUGCUCUGGAUCAUCAGCUAUCCACAACCAACUACAGAUCCUGCAAUGAAAGCCUCAAUGGAGACUUUAAUCAAAGCGCAGGACACACCAAUUAUGCACACAAAAUGUUAAACGUCGAGAAUUUUGAUGCCCACAACGGCAAUGCCAUGGGCAACGGGAACGAGGCAGCCAAUUAUAAUACCUAUGCUCCGCUUUCAGCUGCUCCUACCUCGCAAACAACUAAUGCUGCGGCCAUAAAUGCCAGCAUGCUGUUAUUACAAUCCGAGAGCACAGAUACGAAUACAUCGCAGGAGGAGGUCGAUCCAAAGUCUCAGCUGGCCAAUAAGACAAUAUUUAAGACCGAUAAUCCCAAUUUGUCAAUUAUAGAAAUUAAUGAGAACUCCAUUAAGGAGGAAGAUCUAGAGAAAGAGGUGGUGCUAAUCGAGCGCCUCUCGACCGAUCAUAACGACGAGGCCGUAGAAAAGUUUAAGAACAUACUGAGAAAGUCACCCAGCAAAGUGCCGGACAUUGCAACAGAAAAGCGACGCCGCAAAGCCGACACCCUGCUGCAGUCAAGCAAACAAAAAUUGGACAUAUCUAUAGCUGAAGCAUCCGCAGCAGCGGAUGGAGGCGGCGACACACAACUGCAGUUAGCGGAGCCAGCGGCUACAUCGAACAGUGAUCAGCCGCAAACCAAGCGCGAAAUCGUCAUCUACGAUACUUUGGAGGAAUUCGACCAAAAUUUACCCUCGACGGUUACCCUGUUGAAUACACCAUUUGGCAGCAAGGUCUAUCUUGUGGGCACGGCACACUUUAGCGAGGAGUCACAGGAUGACGUCUCUUAUGUCAUUCGCAAUGUCCGUCCAGAUGUGGUCAUGGUUGAGCUAUGUCCAUCCCGUGUACACAUACUCAAGCUCGAUGAGAAGACUCUGUUGGAGGAGGCCAAAAACAUAAAUAUACCCAAAAUACGCGGCAUUCUGCAGACCCAUGGCUAUAUCAAUGGCAUCUUCUUUAUUCUGCUGCUGCAGAUGAGCGCACAAAUUGCCAAGGAUCUGGGCAUGGCCCCAGGCGGUGAGUUUCGACGCGCAUUCGAAGAGAUACACAAGCUGCCCGGCUGCAUUUUGCAUCUGGGCGAUCGACCCAUACGCAUCACACUUUAUCGUGCUCUGCGCGCCCUUUCCUUGUGGCAAACCAUGAAGCUGGUUUGGCGUCUGACCUUUACGGAUAGUAUCAGCAUUGAGGAGGUGGAGGAGUGCAAGCAGCGUGAUCUGCUGGAGAAAUUAAUGCAGGAAAUGGCUGGCGAAUUUCCAGCCUUUUCGGAUGUGUUCGUACGCGAACGUGAUCUCUAUUUGUGUCACUCACUGCAAUUGGCUGCACUGCCGCAGGCGGCGCCAGGUGCCCAUCAGGUGCGUCCCGUGCGUGUCGUUGGCGUUGUAGGCAUUGGACAUGCAAAUGGCAUUGCAAAAAUGUGGGGCCAAGUGGAUCCCGAGAAGAUACCGGCCAUACUUGAAAUACCACCGGCCAGCCUCAGUCAGCGGCUCUGCAAGAAUACCCUCAAGUAUGGCCUCAUCGGACUGGGCUGCUAUGGCGCCUUUCGUUUUGUGAGGCCGCGUCUGACGCGUUUCUUUUAAGUUGAUUGUGGACCAUGUUUCUCGAUUUUGUUGACUUUGUUUCUCGAUUUUAAGUGACACGCCCGCAUCAAUUAUGUAUGGGCGUUGACGAUAUGAUAAGUAUUGUGAGUACUUGAUGCUUUUGAUAGAACGUGUUUACAACACAUAAAUAUAUA